Messenger RNA from Eriocheir sinensis (Chinese mitten crab), 2212 nucleotides. Its product is annotated as protein starmaker-like. The coding region runs from base 208 to 1053 and encodes 281 amino acids. The record is from RefSeq and is a predicted model, not a curated record. The transcript is spliced from 4 exons. Lineage: Eukaryota; Metazoa; Arthropoda; Malacostraca; Decapoda; Varunidae.
AAGUAGCGUGAGAGCAAGGCAACAGAAAACGGGCGACGGGGAUACAGUGCCAAACCCAGAGAUAUAAAUAGUCUUGGCCUCACUCAGCUCCCACCCUGUUGCUGCUGCUGAACCAAAACAAUCAACAGGGAGUGGCGAGUGGACGAGACAACGGCACCACGGUUACCCCGGCCUACAGCGCCACACCUCCUCGCACCACCCCCACCUAUGGCUGUCCAGGUGUCUGGGGUGCACCUGGGGGGGGUGGAGAUGGACCCUGAGCCUCUGCGGGGGAUCAAGACCUUCGUGCAUGGUAUCCUUCCCCACCGGCCCCACGCGUCGCCCGAGGGAGGCACCACACCGGUACUCAGCGAUCCAGGUUUGGAGGACACCUGGACGGACAACUCUCAUCUCAAACGCAAGUCCUGCCUCGAGAAGAAUGAGUCAGCUGAUUCCGAUGAGUCCGAGUCAGAGCACCUGCCAUCCAGCAAGCGUCAGCGUAUCACCGUGUCUGCUAUGAGGCGUCUCUUUGCCAAGUUCAGCCUCAGCGACACGGAUGAAACCUCGCAACCCGCCCCGGCAGAAGCUUUCCGACCCUCAGCCAGAGACGCUACACCAAGGCAGAGUCCAGAGAGAGAGGAUGCCCCACAGAGCAACACGGAGGAUGUGAGGAGAACGGAAACACAAGAGGGCGACACUAUCCAGUUCACGGUAAAGUUACGGCAUGAGAAGCGGAUCAGCGAAACGGAUGGCGAUGAGGAACAUGGUGAUAAGCGACGGAAAACCAACGACCGAGAGAACCAAUCAGACGACAACCAGGACGUGAUAGAAACGGAGACGGAUAAAACAGAAACCGAGAACCAUGAAGCAGAAACUAGCGACGAGGCGGAUAAGACCAUAGCCAAAUCCGAGGACUCGUCGAAAAGCAACAAGCGACAGGCGGAGGCGCGGGAGAGCGACGCGGAGGACAGGGGAGAGAACGGAAGCAAGGUGAAGCGGACUCGUCGCCUCCGCCGUGGAUUAAGGCUCUGCGCGAACGUCACUUGCUACAUUGAACAGGUCCUCUACAACUGACACUCCCCUGGGCAGCACUCCCCCUGGGUUGGCCUGUGAGUGCUGCUGUGGCUUAUGCUGUUGGAGAUCGCUAUGUGGUUGUAAAGGUAUUCAAUCUACCAUGUGUGUUAGUGUGGGGUUAAAGUGUGUGUCUGCUGCUUGGGUUUCAAUUCUGCCAUGACUGUGUUGAUCCUUGGUGUAUGGUUAUUCAUUUUGAUGUGUGUGUUAGUCUUAAGUGUAAGGUUAUUCAUUCAGCCGUGUGUAUGUCAGGGUAAGGUUAAAGUGUGUGUCUGCUGCUUGGGUUUCAAUUCUGCUGUGAUGGUAUUUGUCCUCGGUGUAAAGUUAUUCAUUCUGAUGUGCGUGUUAGUUCUAAGAGUACAGUUAUUCAUUCUUUUGUGAGUGUUCGUGUAAGGUUAUUCACUCUCAAGCUCAUUUAUGAAGUAAGUCAUCACCUGUGUGCUCUUUGUGAUAUUUCUCAGUGAUUCCCAACAACAACACAGCUACAGGACAGACUACACACACAUUGCCACCCUUCACAACCCACCAAACAUCUUUCCCUCAAACAGUAACCAGAAGACCCACCACAAAAUCACCUACGCUCUUUCCUUGACCUGCUACUUAAUUGCUAUCCUUCAAUACCCACUAAACAUGUAUCCCUCAAACAGUAACCAGAUGACCUCCCACAAAAUUCUCCCCUACACUGUUUUCUUGACUGGCUAUUUCAUACAUUCCUCACGCUCAUGUCUCUAUUAAGGUAACCCACACCCACCAGCGGAGAGGUCUUGGGUUCAUGCUCAGAGUCUAGUGUAAAUAGCUGUGUUGCCUAUGCUGUGUUACCCUUCCUCGCCUCCAUAAAGGUAACGCAGACCCACCACCAGAGAGGUCUUUGGUUCAUGCUCAGAGUUCAGUGUAUAUAUACCUGUGUUGCCUCCACUAAGGGCCGGUUCAACAGUUCAACACAGAGUAAUUGCAAGCACCUAAACAAUACCAUAUUCUCCGCAAUGAUGUUUUUUUCUACUUAACACCAGAUACUAAAAAGAUUCCUGUGUGGUUUCUUAAAAUUCAAUUCUUCUUAUAUUAAUGCAAGACACUAUAUAUAAGGCAUUUUCAUAGUGUCUGUGUGUUGGUUGGGGAGCUUAUGAACUUGCUGUAUUGAAAUGUAAAACUGGCCCACUGUGUU